Molecule: messenger RNA, 4476 nt
Organism: Cloeon dipterum
Lineage: Eukaryota; Metazoa; Arthropoda; Insecta; Ephemeroptera; Baetidae
Product: titin-like
Exons: 4
Coding region: 1-4476 (1491 amino acids)
Source: RefSeq, a predicted model, not a curated record
AUGGCAGAGCCUUGCAAUUCUCCACUUAAAUCCGAUGCAAAAUUUGAGGAGAAUGUGAGCAUAAUUGUGACGGUCAACAAUGAAGACGAGAUCACCAUGCACCUACAGCUGAAACCUGCUGCCAAGAGAGUUAGGCUAGGCGUUGAUAUGAAACAACAGUUUUUCGGAAAGACGGGAAAGACAGAGCAGCAAGAACCGCAAAACCCAGUAGAAGACGCAGCACAGUUACAAAUUUCUUUGAAGAAGUCAAAAAAGAGGAAGAAGAGAGGAACACAAUCUUUAAAAGAGAAAAAUUUGACAGGCAAUGAUCACCAACACAAAACAGAAGCGAUUUUUGUUAGUGACGCCCCUGAAGACAAUUCAUCCAACGCGGAGAGUAGAUUCCUCUCUUUGCAGACUCCUGGGCUAAACAUUAAAGGAGAUUUCACAUGUACAUUGACUAGUAACAAGGAAACAACCAAACGACCACUUAUCAAGAAGAGGUCGACCAAUGGUCUGCCUGAUUUGAAUCAGCUUCCUACAGAUCAUGGUAAAUUCACUGAAGACCAACGCAGAGGAAAGAGGCAAAUAUCUCUUCCGCGCCAAACAAAAGAGGACAAAGAGGAAGGCGUGAUUGAACAGCCAAGCAAGAUUGCAUCAAGACGACCCAAUGUGCAAGGACCAUCAAGCUCUUAUUCUGAGCUUUCUUUCGAAAUGGCUCCAGAGGAAUCAGACAAGCAGCAAAAGCAGUGGGGACAGCAGGAGACCACACCUAGGCCUGUUCAAGCAGAAACAACUCUUAAAUUUGCAAGAGAAGAAAAAACUAUUAAUCGAGACAGCCUAGAGAGCGAGCGCGAUGAGCAUAUUACUGAAGAGAUAAGUGCGAUCCCAAAUGUGACAGAAGAAGCAAAACGUAACCAAGAGGAUACCAAAUUACAUGAUACGCAACCAACAGAAAAUUUGGACAUUUCUUCUCUCGACAAAGGAUUCAUAAACACUGAGCUGCCUAAGGCAGACAAAGAAAAUUCACAACCAAGAUCAGACGAAAAUGGACAGCAAAGAGUUCAGACUGCUGAAUACACUCCUAAAAGCAGAGAGCCAGAAGAAGCUGCUAAAACAGUGGUACCACGGGCAUCUGGUUCAAAAACAGAUCCUGAGAGAGAGCCGGAAGCAAUUAAGAGAGAAAAGCACAUAGAUAUAAAUAACAGAGGAAAUAACGAGAGGGACCUUGGCAAUGACGCAAAUCACAGCCAAAAAUUUGAUAACGAAUCGGACCAGGAAGAUAUCCCUGAAUUAUCUACACAAGAAGGAAAUGAACUGGAUGGUGCGAAAAGUGGGAGCGAUGUUCACCAAGAGCCUAAAAUACAGGAUUCAAAAGAGAAGCCUCAAAGGGAUUUCCCAGGAAGCAGCACUCAAGAAUACUCCGCUGCAACUCUACCACUGCAAACUGACAAUAAUAUCAGUCUUCAAAACACGGCGAAGGAAGAGGAAAAUGAAGUUGAUGGUAUUGCUAAAGAGAAAGAAAAACCACACACUCUCGCCAGAGAAAUCAACAACCAAGAGAUUUCCAAACGGAGCCAAACAGAAAUCCUAAAAGACCAAAUACCUGCGAGUACAACUGUGUCUUCACAUUUAGAGAAUCAGACAAGAGUGUCACUAGUUGAACCUUCAACAAACGAGGCUGCUGAUAGUGACAUCAGUUCAAUAGCUCACGAAAGUGAUGAAAUAGCAAGAAGUACAUUGGAGAAUGAUAGUGAAAUGGAUAUUGAGCAGCGUACCCCGAUUUAUGACCAACGGGAAGACGAAUUAGAUAAUUUGGCUCCGCUCUUGUUGGAUUUCUCAGCAGACAGGCAAAACAGUGAGCAGCAUGAAGAGGUCCCGAUUGAACAAAUUAAUGAGCCAAGCUUACCAAAUUUAAAUGCCACACUGCCCAAAGAAAAGUUUGCAGCAAAAACUGAGGUGGAGGAGAAAAGAGAACACGAAAAAGAAAAUUCUACCCCACUAGAUUCAGCAUAUUUUGCAGCUGAAAAUAAGUCACCGGAAAGAGAAGGUCCUGUCAUCCUGAAAUCGCAAGAGCCUUCACUUUCAAGUCCACAAAAUUAUCAUUUAGAGAGGAUUGACCCACCCCUGGAUUUGGACAUUAAAUCUAGUGAGCCUCAGCAAGAAGAGCCGUAUUUCCCUCUAGAGAACGCUGCAAAAGGUGAAUCUGAGGUUAAGUCCACUGACGAAGUUGAAUCAGAGCAAGAUAUUUUGCUGCUGGAUCGAAACACGCAUGAACACAUCCACGAUCAGGAGGUUGGAAUGAGCGAAAAUAUCCAGGAAACGAGUGGAGAACUCUUGCAACAUUCAGAGGAAACAUUUUCUUCCAAUAUAGCAGAAAAUCAAGAGCUGUUGGGAGAAAAUGUAGAAUCCCAGAAAAUCAAUAACAAAACAAGUGACCAGCCUGAGAGCAUUGGAUUGUAUCGCCAAGAAGAAGAUUUGAUAAUCAAAGGUGAACAGACCGAGGAAAACGACAAAAAAGUUCCAUCAUAUUUGUCUGAAUCUUCUGCUGAAUAUUCUAAGACAGUCGACAUAAACAAAGCACUUGCAAUAAAGGAGGAGGACCAAGAAGAGCAAGAAAAAUCUGACACAGAAAUCAUGGCAGAAAAAAUUGCAAGUCCAAUAGUGAUCAAGGACGACAUCAAAGAAAUACAAGAAGAGAUGCAUGAGAACAAAUGCCAAGUUGAGCUGAUAAAGACAGCAGAAAAAGAGGAAGAAAAGGAUGAGAACAGUUUCAAAGAGAAAGAGGUCGUAGAGUCUCAGCAAAUGAACAAUGCAAACAAGGAAAUCGAGUCUGCGCCUCUAGAUUGGCAAAAAAAUGAUAAUCCCAUGGCGGAUAGCGAGGGGAAAAUGAUGGAACAAGAGAGCGUGACCACUGAUAUUAGUCUCAAGGAUAAAAGUGGUAUUGAUUUUCAAUCACAGGAAGUGACAUCCGAGUCAAAACAAGAACCAAUUAUUGUUCCUUUGGUGGUUGACACAGCUCGAAAUGAAACGCAAAAGGUUGUUUUAAAAGUGGAAGAUGAAAUCGAGGAGGAAGGCGAAGUUGAGCUCUUGCAAAUGAAAAUAGACAAAAAAGAAAAUGAUCUUGCAACAUCACCACAACAUAUGAGAUAUGCUUUGAUGGUUCACAAUAUCCAGGAGAAUUUGGAAACCAAAAUAGCACAAGAGUGUCAUGAAAAUGAUACAGAUUCAGUUACUGAGCCGGAAAUCCAUGCAAAAUCGUCGCCACCACAACAUUCAAGAGCUGCUUUAGUGGUGCACAAUAUCCAGGAGAAUUUGGAAACCAAAAAAGCAGAUGACGAGUGUCAUGAAAAUGAUACAGAUUCAGUGAUUGGGCCGGAAAUCCAUGCAACAUCGUUGUCGCCGCCGCCACCACCACCACAACAAUCAAGAGCUGAUUUGGUGGUUGACAAUAUCCAGGAAGAGACAUUGGAAGCCAAAAAUGCAAUAGAUAAUGUUGAAAGUGCUACUGAUUCAGUGACUGAGCCACAUAUCCAUGCAACGUCUCCACAACAACAGCAACAUACAAGCAGUGCUGCUUUGAUAGUUCAUAAGAUCCAGGAGGAGAGUUUGGAAACGACUCAGGCACAAGAAAGUCUUGAAAAUGAUUCUAAUUCGAUGAUUGAGCCACAGAUCCAUGUGUCUCAGGAAGAAAAGGAAAGACCGCCAAAAAAAGAAGAAACUUCUCAGGAAGAAUCAGUUUUGACCAACACCAAAACUUUGGAAAGCGAGGCAAAUGUCGUGACUGAUCAGCAAAACACAGAGGAAGUCUUCAUUGAGCAAGAAACUCCAGCAAAAGAGCAAGUACCCGCAAAGGCACAAGCGGCAGAACCAGUAUUCACACUAAAUAAUUCUCAGAAACCAGUUGAAAAACUGGGAAGUGAGGCUGAAAACGUGAGUGAGCUUUUAUCAAAGGAUUUCUCUGAGGAGAACACCACUAAAGAAACUGCUCAACCUGAGAUGGAGACCAACAUUAUUGAAACAGCAGAAAAUGAAAUCAAGAGAGAGCAGCAACUCAACUACCAAGAGGUACCAAACGUAAAAGACGAUUCAACUAAGGCGUAUCUUCAAAGCAUUGCUCAACCAGUUCAGGGAGAGUCCCGUGAGACUGAAGUGCCAACAAGCCAAGCGCAAAAUUCCCUUAUACAAAGUUUACUUUGGUUCUGCUUCCUCUUUGUGCAAGCCCUGCUCUACUUGAAGUUGGCCGUGUACUUGUACUGCAUAACCUGCGUCUUCUACGCGAAGCAGAUUUUCUUCUACGCCCUGACCAUGAUCCACAUUGCCCUUCACAUGGGGGAAGAAAUGGAGCAGAAGGAACCAAACGCCUGGACGCUUUUUCUAUUGGCGAUUGCCUGGUUUCUAAGUGGACUUUACAUCCAAUAUCUGAUCUCCCUGUUUGGCUGCAUUUACUCCCCGCUCACCUUCAACUACUACAAAAUUCUCCGUGCUUUCAUUUGA